Anopheles maculipalpis is the source of this 756-nucleotide messenger RNA. RefSeq names its product histone H1-like. The record is from RefSeq and is a predicted model, not a curated record. Bases 15 to 755 code for a protein of 246 amino acids. Gene Ontology annotation, biological process: negative regulation of DNA recombination; chromosome condensation; nucleosome assembly. Gene Ontology annotation, molecular function: structural constituent of chromatin; nucleosomal DNA binding; double-stranded DNA binding. NCBI's taxonomy places the organism in Eukaryota, Metazoa, Arthropoda, Insecta, Diptera, Culicidae. The transcript has 2 exons. Gene Ontology annotation, cellular component: nucleosome; nucleus.
CAUCAUCAAAAACAAUGGCAGAUACAGUAGCAGAAGCACAAGUCGCAGCAGCCCCGGCUGCCGUGGCCAAGUCUCCCAAGAAAGCCAAGACUGCCGCAGGGCCUAAGAAGCCGAAAAAGCCAGCAACGCAUCCUCCGGUGAACACGAUGAUUCUGGCCGCCAUCAAGGCGUUGAAGGAGCGCAACGGAUCGUCUCUGCAGGCCAUCAAGAAGUAUCUGUCGGCCAACUACAAGGUUGACGUGGCCAAGCUGGGACCGUUCAUCAAGAAGGCACUGAAGACGGGUGUGACCAGUGGCAAGCUGGUGCAGACCAAGGGUGUCGGAGCAUCGGGAUCGUUCAAGCUGUCGGCCGAAGCCAAGAAGCCCGUGGUGGAGAAGAAGAAGAAGGCUACGGUGCAGAAGAAGAAAUCGGCCGCAGCUGGCGACAAGAAGAAGAAGGCAGUGACCAAGAAGGCUGCUGGUGAAAAGAAGAAGAAGGCAGUGCCGAAGAAGGCGGAAGGAGGAGCGGUUGCCAAGAAGCCCAAGGCGUCGGCAGCUGUUGCAAAGAAGCCAAAGACGGCAGCAACGGCUAAGGCUGGCGCAGCGAAGAAAGCGGCUACCAAGAAGCCAGCUGCAGCGCCAAAGCAAAAGGCGACCAAGCCGUCGAAGAAGACGGGAGCAACCAAGCCGAAGACGCCCAAACCGAAGAAGGCUGCUGCACCCGCCAAGAAGAAGCCUGUGGCCGCGAAGAAGGCGGCUCCAGCCGCAAAGAAGUAAA